CGGUAAUCAACCUCGUCAGUUUGUGAUACGCUGUCCCUCAUCCCAUCCCUCACAGCGCGGUCCAUGGAGGAAUCGGAACUGCUUUCGGCCUGAAGGUCCUUUCCGCUCCCCGAGACUUACGAAUCCAUGCAUCAGUCAAACGCGCCGUCUGCUUCCGACAUGAGGUCGCUCACCUUCUUGCAUGUACCCCUCCUCUGCGGGUUGCUGUUCCUCAACACUGUCACUGCUCAAAUGCCAUUUAACCCCACCACCAUACUGCAGAAUGGCGCCCGUCUCUACGUCUACCGCCCCUCUCCCGGCUCAUCUUCGCAGUUCGAACUCGGAUCCAUCGACCUGUCUUCCAAGGUCAUUGCAUCCGAGCUCCAGCUCACCACCCUCUUACCCACCCUGCCCUUCCUCGACACAAAGACACGUCGAGCCUUCACGCCAAUACUCGACAAUGGAGGAAACAUGACAGUGUACACCGGAGACUGUGCCAUGGGUGUAGGUGGUGCCGAAGUCUGGACCUUCACACCUCAGACGUCUGCGAAAAGCGGGAACGGCACCUGGGAGCAAGAAAGCCUGUCGUACAACAAGCAGGACAUGCACUUUUCUGCAAUCGGACCAAACUACCUCAACGGUGGCAUGGCAUUCUCUAGUCUAGUUAAGGGAGGUGCAAAAGAUACAGGUGCCUACUUCUUUGGCGGGAUGUGUCCCUCCCCAGACGGCAGCAGCGACUGGCAGUCCGCCGCGAACUAUUCGAACCUCAUGGUUACUCUCCAGCCCUCGAAGGACACGACAAAACCCUUUGGCUAUCAAAUCGGUGUUUCACCUAGUCGUGGACCGCCUAUUGCAGAAGCCGGAUUUACCUUGACUGGCCUCUCGCCAAGUUUCUCCAACAAGAGUGAUGGAACUCAGACCCAACAACAAAAUUUCGUGCUCGUCGGGGGCCACACUAGCAAUGCAUUCAUCAACAUGUCGCAGGUUGCACUAUUCUCUCUUCCAGAGCAAGGUUGGACCUUUCUCCCCGUCUCCCAGCCCGACACCCAGAGGACGGAUCUCGCCAUACACACUGACGUCAACGAAAUCGAGCCUAGAUCUGGUCAUACUGCAGUACUCACCCAGGAUGGGCAGCGAAUCGUUCUCUUUGGAGGCUGGAUUGGAGAUGUUGAUACGCCUGCCAACCCUCAAUUAGCAAUUCUCAACGUUGGCCAAGGCUUUGGGGGACAAGGGAAUUGGGAAUGGACCGUGCCAGCUACUUCCGGACCGGGAUUAACUAAAAACUCGGGAAUCUACGGCCAUGGUGCAGUCAUGCUUCCUGGUGGAGUUAUGAUGGUCAUGGGCGGAUACUCGAUAUCGGCACCCAGCUCCCGCUGGCGACGAGCUGGAAAAACUGCUUACACGAAGACGCUGUUCUUCAAUGUUACUUCAAACACCUGGAUAUCUGAGUACUCUCCACCCCCCCAGACGGCUACCUCCGCCCCUGCGCAAAUUGGACCCCUUGCAAAGACUUCUCAAAAGGUAGGACUCGGUGCAGGCCUUGGUAUUGGGAUGGCCGCCGUUCUUGGCUUGAUGGUGUUCUACAUAUGGUACACGAGACGACUAAAGAAGCAACGAGACUUCCGAGAGAAGCAGUUACGAGACCUUGCUAUGGGAGCCCACCGUUACAACAUUGAGUGUCUAACGCCUGGAGUGGAUGGCCGAGGCGGUCAUAUAGACGCUGUGGAAUAUUUCGACGACGCGAACGAUUUCUAUCCAACAGCCGACUGUCAGCAAAACCAAGGAUGGCGACGAUCUAACGGCCACGAUGCGGAAAGAACAGGUCUGUUGGUGGAGAUUCCAAGUCCCACACGAGGACUCAGGAGGAGUCUUGGCAGUAGAGCAAGCCACCAUCUCAAUGGGCGCGGUGGGGCGUCAGUUCGCGGUUCUGGACACAUUCAUCCGAUUGAUGAACUAGAAGAAGAGGAGCAGGUGCAUGAAAAAGAGCAGACAGUUGACAAAACGCCGCUUGCAUCGCAACCUGAAAUGUUAGAGCGUUCAGCUAACCGUGGAGUGUCCAUCUUCGAUAGCGCCCCGGUGCUCGAUCCUUUUACAAAUAGCCAUCGCGCAAGUGGGUUGAGCACCAAGCAGAGGAAAUCUGUCACUCAUUCGGCGCCAGCGUCUCCUACAUGCGAUGGGGCUGAGGAAGGAAACCAUGACUGGGAGAUUGUGCAUCCAGGACGCUCAAGCCCGACAUCGAAUGGUCGAGUGUCACCAACGAAAUCCGAUCGCACAGAGUCCAAUCUCAGUGAACGUAGCAUGCGAUCAAACCUAUCCUCCAACUCCACUAACGGCAGCGUUCGACGCAGCGUUUCUGUACGCUCGACAGCCAUCCUCAACAAUGCCUUCCAUGUUAACCCUUUCAAAACCCCAGAAGGCAGCCCAACAAGAGACAUACACCACAGACAUAGCGGCGGCGGCGGAGGAGGAGGAGGAUGGCAAAGUCCGACAGAUCCCCGCACGCAAUCCUUCACCAGCAUUCGCAGCAGCGGCCGUCCUAACGUCGUAAACGCGGACACCGACUCCUUCAUGACCGCUCGAACAUCUUUCAUGCAGCUCCAAGCAGAAGGCGAAGCCCUCCUCGGCGGAAAUCCCGAACGCGAGCGAGCCCGUCCCGACACAGCGUCCACGUCCAAUGGUUCCAGCACACAUACGUACCGCGACACGGAAGGGAGUGGGACAAUGAGUCGCGCCGGAACAAUCACCGCGAUGACAUCAGUUACAGACGCUUCCACCCGACCUCGAGAACGUAGGAAGAGCUGGCUUGGGAGCGUCCGACGCGCACUAUCGAGAUCCACGACUGCGAUGGAUACGCGAACGCGAUCGCUCACAACUUCAACACCGCAACUGGAAUCGUAUACGGAUAACCCGCCGUCGCCAACCGCCCCGGCCUCGAAGCGUAAAUCGUUUCCAGUAUCUAGUCCGCCUAGACGCGCAGCUUCGGACGCUGGCUUCUGGACUGGCAAGCGCGGGAAACAGGAUUGGCUGGACGAUGAGUUGGAUCCGAAUGACCCUCGCGCUCGAUGGCGGCGUACGAGUGGGGACAACUGGGGUGCGCCUGAGGAUGUGGCGUUUGCAGAAAAGGAAAGGAAGAGGGCGGAGUGGAGACAGCGUGGAAACCUCAUCAGUUUAGGGGACGAGGAUCACAUACAUCUGCCUUCUCCCCACCCAUCAAACCUCCCACCGGGGGAUUUUCUGAGCGGGAGGGGAGGAGAGGACGAAAGACCGAGCACCCCCGCCGAUGAAGAAGACUGGGACGUUGAAGCUGCGGUUGAGAGGAGGGUUGUGCAGGUCAUGUUCACAGUCCCUAAAACUCGGCUCCGCGUCGUAAACGCUGAUGUGGAUGGGAGUUCAAUUCUUUCCCUUCCGCGAGAAGAUAGAGAUAAGGACAAGAGUGACGGUAAAGGUGACGCGAGUAUGAGCCCGAGUAACAGUCCAAGUCGUGUCAAAGACCUCGUUGGGAGGUUCGAGCAGCAAGGGCCACCAAGGAUGUCUCCUAGACCCUCGCCGAGUCCAUCGGUGAGGUCGUUUAAAGUUCGCGGGAAGGGGAAGGAGAGAGAGGGGGCGACAGAUACAGAGGCUGAGGAGAGGUAGAUGAGAUGGGAGAAGUUGGGCUUAUAUAUUCCGCUUCUAUGUUACUGUUCGGAUGUUCAAAUUUGGCGAUUUUAAGGGGUUUAUGAUUGGACGAUCGCUUCUUUAAUUUACGCACAGUGCUUGAUGUGUCGAAUUGGAUCUGGAUUGGCUUAUUUAGCUUGUGUAUAGUUGGCGUUUUCAGGUGUUGGAGAUGGAUGGUUACUUGGAUACCUUGUCCUGUCUUGCUUUCUGUACAUGAGCUUUUUGGUGUGUGGUGAGAGCCGAG
Molecule: messenger RNA, 3877 nt
Organism: Lindgomyces ingoldianus
Lineage: Eukaryota; Fungi; Ascomycota; Dothideomycetes; Pleosporales; Lindgomycetaceae
Exons: 1
Coding region: 160-3612 (1150 amino acids)
Molecular function (GO): protein binding
Source: RefSeq, a predicted model, not a curated record